Molecule: messenger RNA, 1700 nt
Organism: Pelobates fuscus (common spadefoot toad)
Lineage: Eukaryota; Metazoa; Chordata; Amphibia; Anura; Pelobatidae
Product: retinol dehydrogenase 14-like
Exons: 6
Coding region: 210-1172 (320 amino acids)
Source: RefSeq, a predicted model, not a curated record
GACGCGCCUGGUGUCCUGGUUUCCCGGUAGCGCUGGGUGCAGAUAGAUGGAGUGCCUGUGGUCUUGAUUAGCGGCAGUAGUUGAUGGCUUGUCCUGGACAGUUCUGUGAUAACAGUGGUUUGGCUGAAAAAUUUAAUGUCCAGGUCUCCUGAGAACCCAUUGCAAAAGCUGCAAAUCCUCUGAACACCGGAACGUCAAAGGACAAGAUCAUGUAUUUGCUAGGCACUGUGAUUGUGGCUUUGCUCCUCACAAUAUUUUUAAGGCGCUUCAAGAAUAGAAUCAUAUGCCUUGAUCCUAAAAGACUGGAUGGCAAAACAGUCCUCAUAACUGGUGGAACAUCAGGCAUUGGCAGAGAAACUGCCAUAGCUCUGGCAAAACGUGGAGCUCGCGUCUUAAUCACGGGCCAAGAUGAGCAGAAAGAGAACGAAGCUUUGCGGCAAAUCAAAAAAGAGAGUAACAGCUUGAAUGUCCGAUUCUUGUAUCUAAAUAUGGCAAACGUUCAAAGCAUCCGAGAUUUCUGCAGAGAGUUCAUGAAAAACGAGAAACGUCUUGACAUCCUCAUCAACAAUGAAGGUGUGCCGGCAGUAUUGGACUGGACAGAGAAUGGUUUCAGUAUGUGUUUUGGGGUUAACCAUCUGGGUCCUUUUCUCCUCACAAAUCUUUUGCUUGAGCGUCUCAAAGGUUGUGCUCCAAGCCGCGUUAUCACAGUUACCUCCAACGUUCACAAGUAUCAGAAGCUGGACUUUACGGAUUUAAACUAUAAUAUAGUCCCACUUUUCACAUAUUGUCGCAGCAAGUUGGCAAAUGUCUACUUCACCCAGGAGCUGGCCCGACAAACUGAACGACAUGGAGUGUUCGUAUGUGCUGUUCAUCCAGGUUAUGUUGUUGGGAACUGGACACUGCAAUUUUCUUUCCUCUUCAGGAUAGUGAUGUACGUUUUUAUGUCCAUGUUUUUUAUAUCCUGCGAGGCGGGCGCUCAGACUGUAAUACAUUGCGCAGUGUCAGACGAUAUUCUCCAACAUAAUGGUGGCUACUUCUCAGAUUGUAAGCCCUGUAAAUUGCGUCCACAUGUGCAGGAUGCUGGUGUAGCCAAAAAACUUUGGGAGGCAAGUGAGACAAUGCUUGGACUUAAUUCUUCUGCUCGAGAACAUUUGGCAACACGAACAAAAUAGUUUUUCAAUGAAUGUAUAAAAGCAUGAGGACAGCAGUAUCCAAACAUUUGUAGUGUUUCUACUAAUCCGUUUUUGAAAUCUCUGUGAAAGUGAUUUAGCAGCUUAAAAGAGCCAGAUCUCUGAAUUGUUUCCUUUGUGUGUUCAUAGUUGGAAUGCAAUUAUGGUAGAAUAUGCUGCGUGUGUAUCUAGAAAAUAUAAAAAAUUCUAACCCCAAAUCUGAUGGGUAAUGGAUAUAAAAAAAAAAUAAUGGAAGUAUUCCUGUGGUGCAAUGUGAGUUUGUUUGUUUGUUUGUUUGUUUUGUCCUUCUGUCACGUCAACGUAUAGGCACUAAUGUAUAAGGCACUAUUUUGUUCUAAAACUAACCAUUUCAGUGUUGGUAUGGUCAUUGAAGUAGAGCAGCAGUCUCAUAAACCAGCACUUAAUAUUUUACUAAUAUAUUAUUUUAUUGUGUCAACAUGCUGCUCUUUACUGAGUUGCUGAUAUCAUAUAGAGAUUCUAAUAUUAAAACAGUGUUGGGAAUUGCUACCG